UACUACUUACUCGUUUUGAAUACGGCGCAAUCUUUCGUGUACAUCAGGAAGUGCCACAGUUGGAGAUUUCUGUGAAGUUUUGUAUUUAAGAAGGGAUGUAUUACAUUAACGCAUGGCAAAGUCAUUGAAAUGGCUGUUACAUGGGCUGAAUUACCGACUGAAUUAUGGAAGCCCGUUUGAGGGUUGCAAUAAAGAGGGCGUAUUGAUUGAAUGUGGCUUGUAGUUGCCUGGCCGGCUAACUUGCCUAGCUACCUAGCUCAUUUUGUGACACUUCAAGUCACUUGCAAAACCUGUUUUCAGUUCCAGACGAAGGUCUAGCUAGACCAACCUAUUGCAGAAAAGGCCUUUGUACGGGCUGUGAGAAUGAAUGGACGGCUGUGUUUAUGAACGAUAGGUAGCUGACGUUAGCUAACUUUGUAAUAGCCAUAUCUUCCGGAUCCCUGCACCAGUUUUCCUCGACUUUGUAAACCUGCGUAACCAGGUACAAUGGCUACCACCCACCUGAAGUACUUAUCUCUAGGUGUGCUGGUGUUCCAGACCACAUCUCUGGUGCUGACCAUGCGCUACUCCCGCACUCUGCAAGGGGACGGGCCACGCUACCUGGCCUCCUCUGCGGUGGUCACUGCUGAACUGCUGAAGAUCCUUGCUUGCAUCGUGUUGGUCCUCAAAGAACACAGUUACAGUGUCCGUGCUCUGAACAGCGUGCUAAGGCAGGAGAUUGCACACAAACCCGUGGAGACCUUGAAGCUGGCCAUUCCCUCUGGAAUCUACACGCUACAGAACAACCUGCUCUAUGUCGCUCUCUCCAACCUGGAUGCAGCCACCUAUCAGGUGACGUACCAGCUGAAGAUCCUGACCACGGCCCUGUUCUCCGUGUCCAUGCUGGGCAGGAAGCUGGGGGUGUACCAGUGGCUGUCUCUGCUCAUCCUCAUGGGCGGGGUGGCACUCGUGCAGUGGCCGUCUGACUCCCCGUCCGCCCCAGAGAAGGAGGAGCAGACCGCGGGCUCUCAGGUGGUGGGGCUGGUGGCCGUGCUGGUGGCCUGCUGCUCCAGUGGCUUCGCCGGAGUCUACUUUGAGAAGAUCCUCAAGGAGAGCAAGCAGAGCGUCUGGGUUAGGAACAUCCAGCUGGGGAUGUUUGGCCUGGUGUUCGGUGUGAUUGGCAUGUUGAUGUAUGAUGGGGAUCGAGUGAGGGAGAAUGGAAUGUUCCAGGGCUACAACAGCCUCACCUGCGUUGUGGUCGCUCUUCAGGCUCUUGGUGGACUCGUAAUAGCUGCUGUAAUCAAAUAUGCGGACAACAUCCUGAAGGGCUUCGCCACAUCACUCUCCAUCAUCCUUUCCACACUUAUCUCCUACUUCUGGCUUGAAGACUUUGUGCCCACCAGCGUUUUCUUCAUGGGAGCAAUGCUAGUCAUAGUAGCCACCUUCCUCUAUGGCUAUGAGGGCAAGCCCUCCACAAACCCGAGUCGAGCGUGAGGGGGAAACCAAAGGACUCGCUCCAGAGGCGCUGAUUUAAAGGAGUGUGAGAGAAAGAAAAAGGUUUUUUUUGGAGGCAGGACUAUAUCAAAGGAGGCAUAUCUGCAGCAUAUCACCACACACAAGAGCGUUCCGUGGCCUUGUGUAGAGACGGUCAACCACACAAACUCCCCUUUGAAGAAGUCCAAGUUACAGAAGUUGGUGUCAAACACUAACCAAAGGACACUGAAGAUGGUCAGCCUGGCUCUUUCAUCAUUCAAGUCGUGCUCUCAACCCGCCCAACACGUUCCAGGGAAGCCACGACCCAAUGAUGUUUCUCUGAGAGAUUCUCCAGAUUUACUUAGAACCACCUCUCACACAUAUCUAAACUGCACAGGGAGAAAACGCCAUGAUCAGAUGCCAAACUUAAUGUGCUCACAAUUAUUUGUUUGUUUGUUUUUUUUAGGACUAGGGGGUAUACAAUGUUUUAAUGAGAAAUGUAAUUGAAGUUAAUCAGUGCUUGGGAGGGGAGCAAUGCAAAUAUUGAUUUGAGUGGAUUUUCAGAUUUUUGGGGGGGCCAGAUUAUGGAAUCAUAGAUCAAGCUUCGCCACAUGCAAAAAAAAUAGAAGCGACAACCAGGAUGAAUAAAGAAGUGUGUGAAUAAAAAGGUAAACCCUAAUACCCUAAAUACUACGGUCAAACUCAGAAACACUGUCAUCUUUCACACUCAUUGCAGAAGGCACCUCGUUGCAAGGGUAGCGUACGGGCAGGUCAAUUUCUGUUUCAUGUCGUGGUUACUGUUUUUUUUUAUGUUAAUUCGAAAUGGAAUGUACAUACUGUAAAUCAAGGCAGACAAAUAUAUUUGUACAGUGUUCACAGAAGCACUUGCAAUAAUGAAAA
Clupea harengus (Atlantic herring) is the source of this 2352-nucleotide messenger RNA. It is a transcript of the gene slc35a3a, whose product is annotated as solute carrier family 35 member A3a. The record is from RefSeq and is a predicted model, not a curated record. Gene Ontology annotation, cellular component: Golgi membrane. Gene Ontology annotation, molecular function: pyrimidine nucleotide-sugar transmembrane transporter activity. Lineage: Eukaryota; Metazoa; Chordata; Actinopteri; Clupeiformes; Clupeidae. Gene Ontology annotation, biological process: pyrimidine nucleotide-sugar transmembrane transport.